Molecule: messenger RNA, 528 nt
Organism: Knipowitschia caucasica
Lineage: Eukaryota; Metazoa; Chordata; Actinopteri; Gobiiformes; Gobiidae
Source: the annotation of a GenBank genome assembly
AUGACUGCGGCUGUGGUCCGGGGGGGUUGGCCUGGCUCUGUGGUGGUCCCGUGUUUGGGCUCGGCUAUCUCUGAACCUCGCUCUGAACCUCGCUCUUUCUCGUCCAGUAUUUGUUUGUGUUUGAGUGUGAAACGGCGGGCCCCUCUCCGCCUGCACCGCCGUUCGAUUGUGGUGAAGUCAUUUGUCGGAGUUAACGGAUGCCAUAUCGUAUCCUGUCGAGCGCCUGAGUCCACCGCAGCAGAGAGAGCUAUAUUUACUGGAUCUCAGAGGAUCUGCUCCUUCCACAGGAAAAGGUGUCAUGGUUUGAAAGGUGUGGGCACAGGGCAUUCCAGCCUCACUGGUGGUGGAAGCCACCCUGCUGCGGCGCUGCUGCUGGACACCAGGGUUCACUCUGAGAGCGGCGUGGGAAACACAAACACAACGUUCUGGAGAGAGCUGAAGAACCGACACGGGGAGAAGUCUGCGGGAGUGUGGUCCUCUCUGUCACUAGGGGGCAGUGUUGGGUCUGUACGGCUCAUGCAUGAAUGA